AUGACUGAUCUUGAUACUGAUUUCACCAGUGGAGAUGCUGGGGCUUCUCUGACCAUCCCCGUGCAGUGCAGUGCUCUGCGUAAGAAUGGCUUUGUGGUGCUAAAGGGGCGUCCCUGCAAGAUUGUGGAGAUGUCUACAUCCAGGACUGGCAAGCAUGGACAUGCCAAGGUGCACUUGGUUGGAAUUUACAUAUUUACUGGAAAGAAAAAUGAAGAUAUCUGUCCCUCCACCCACAACAUGGAUGUUCCUAACAUCAAGAGACUGGACUAUCAAUUGGUUGGCAUUACCGAUGGCUACCUUUCCCUGUUGAAAGAUAAUGGAGAUUUGCGUGAGGACCUCAAGCUGCCUGAUGGGGAUCUGGGCAAAGAAAUAGAGAGCAAAUUUGAAUCUGGGGGUGAAUUUCUGGUCUCCAUAUUGUCUGCCAUGAGGGAAGAGUGUCCCAUUGCCGUCAAGCCCAUGAGUUCAUAA
This is a messenger RNA of Sinocyclocheilus anshuiensis, 468 nucleotides long. Its product is annotated as eukaryotic translation initiation factor 5A-1-like. Gene Ontology annotation, biological process: positive regulation of translational elongation; positive regulation of translational termination. The coding region runs from base 1 to 468 and encodes 155 amino acids. Lineage: Eukaryota; Metazoa; Chordata; Actinopteri; Cypriniformes; Cyprinidae. The transcript is spliced from 4 exons. Gene Ontology annotation, molecular function: ribosome binding; translation elongation factor activity; RNA binding. The record is from RefSeq and is a predicted model, not a curated record.